CUGUAAACUUAAUAGACGAGCCUGAUCUAAGUGACACGUUCUUUGUUGGAAUGGUGAAUUGUGAAAGUGAACAAAUAAAUAAACCAGACAAUGUAAAUGAUGUCACUACAGAAGAUAAGUGGAUAGCUCCUCUAAUGAUAAAUGGGACUGUAGUCACCAUGAGAUUGGACACUGGUGCAAAAGCAAAUCUCAUAAGCAUGUGUGAUGUGAAGGCAAUGAAAGAUAAGCCACAAAUAAAAAGAAAAGAAUCUGGACUGAAAGACUACAAUGGGCGGCCAAUCAAAUGUUUGGGCACAUGCAGGUUGAGUGUCACAGUUAAAGGAAAAGUGCACCACCUAUCCUUCUUUGUUGUGAAUGAGGGACGUGAAUCACUUCUGGGUGACAGAGCCUGUGAAGAACUGGGGCUUGUGAAAAGAGUGUAUCGCAUCAUCCCAACCAUAAACCCAACAAAUGACUCUAUGGACACAAUUGUUCAGAACUUUUCAGAGGUUUUCAAGGGUUUUGGUGUUUUGCCCUUCACAUAUAAAAUACAGUUGAAAGAAGGAGCCCAACCAGUUGUGCAUGCAGCACGCAGAGUUCCGGCGCCACUGAAAGACUGCCUAAAGAAAGAACUCGAUAGAAUGAUCAUGCUAGGAGUGAUCGAAAAGGUUAAUGAGCCUACAGACUGGGUCAACUCACUGGUCAUCACAAAGAAAAAGAAUGGUGAGUUGAGAAUAUGUAUGGACCCUAAAGACUUAAAUGAGAGCAUAAAGCGUGAACAUUAUCAAAUACCUACACGUGAAGAAAUCAUCAGUGAAAUGUCAGGUGCCAACUACUUCACAAAGCUUGACGCCUCACAAGGCUUCUGGCAGCUGAAACUGGAUGAAAGCAGCACCAAGUACUGUACCUUUAAUACGCCCUUCGGCAGACACUGCUUUCUCAGGCUGCCUUUUGGAAUCAAGUCAGCACCUGAAAUAUUUCACAGAGCGAUGGAGCAGAUCAUCGAGGGCUUGGAUGGAGUUCGAGUCUACAUUGAUGACAUCAUCGUAUGGGGUUCCACAGCCCAAGAGCACAACGAGAGGCUGAACAGAGUUAUGGAACGCAUACAAAAGUAUGGACUGAAACUCAACAAGAGUAAAUGUGAGUUUGGCGUUCAAGAGAUCCUCUUCCUGGGAGACAAGCUGUCUGCACGUGGUGUCCAACCAGAUAAAGACAAAAUACAUGCAAUACAGAACAUGCCAAGGCCCACAGACAAGACAGGGGUGCUACGCAUCAUGGGGAUGGUGAAUUUCAUAGGUAAAUUCAUUCCCAAUCUGACAGCAAAGACGUCAUGCAUACGAGAGCUUCUGCACAGGGACUGUGAGUUUAAAUGGACAGUGAAACAUGAGCAUGAGUGGCAAAAACUCAAGGACACACUGAGCACAGCACCUGUGUUGUCAUUUUAUGACCACACGAAGAGGAUAAAAGUGUCUACAGAUGCUUCCAAAGAUGGUAUUGGUGCCGUUCUACUCCAGGCUGAGGGUGAGCACUGGAAACCGGUAGCCUAUGCAUCUCGGGCUAUGACAAAAACUGAAUGCCGAUACGCUCAGAUCGAAAAAGAAUGUUUGGGACUGGCGUAUGGUUUGGAGCGGUUUCAUAGCUACGUGUACGGCCUGCCGUCUUUCACAGUCGAAACUGAUCAUCGACCGCUGGUCGCCAUCAUCAAAAAGAAUCUGAAUGAAAUGUCUCCACGGAUUCAGCGGUUAAUGAUGAAGAUGCAAAGGUAUGAUUUUGAACUGAUAUAUACUCCAGGUAAACACCUAGUCCUUGCUGAUGCCCUAUCCAGAGCAACUACAGGCGACAGUGUGAGUGCAACAGACGAGGACAUACAGUGUCACGUGAACAUGGUGUCGGCUACACUGCCUGUGUCUGACACAAAGUCAAGACAAAUAGCGGGGGCUACAGCAACGGAUGCUGAGCUACAGCAUGUCAUGCAGAACAUGGAUGAGGGAUGGCCAGCUGGUUCAUGUCCACAAUUUUACCAUGUUAGAGGUGAGCUUAGUACUGUGGAUGGUCUGCUGUUGAAAAAGGGCAGGAUUGUUAUUCCACAGGCUUUGAGAAUGGACAUGUUGCACAGGAUACAUGAAGGCCAUCUCGGCAUCGAAAAGUGUAAAAGGAGGGCGAGAGACACGGUUUUCUGGCCCGGACUGAACAAAGACAUUGAAACACUUAUAAGUAAAUGUGAAACAUGCCAGAAACACAGGAACAAGCAGAGCAAAGAGCCUAUGGUGUUAGCUGAGGUGCCAACAGCACCAUGGCACAAAGUAGGAAUGGACUUGUUUCAUCUCAGAGGUAAAGACUAUUUAGUGAUAAUGGAUUACUACUCAAACUUCCCUGAGAUGGCGCUACUAACAAGCUCAACAUCAACUUGUGUCAUAACACAUGCUAAAUCUAUCUUCGCCAGGCAUGGCAUCCCACACACCGUGGUGAGCGACAAUGGCCCCUGCUUCAGCAGCAAAGAAUGGUAG
This is a messenger RNA of Eleginops maclovinus (Patagonian blennie), 2486 nucleotides long. RefSeq lists its product as uncharacterized. The record is from RefSeq and is a predicted model, not a curated record. Gene Ontology annotation, biological process: DNA integration. Gene Ontology annotation, molecular function: nucleic acid binding. Lineage: Eukaryota; Metazoa; Chordata; Actinopteri; Perciformes; Eleginopidae. The transcript has a single exon. Bases 51 to 2486 code for a protein of 811 amino acids.